GCGGCUGCUGCCACGACUCCUAAAGCCUCGUUUACACUCAGCCGUUUCACCUGCGACUCGCGCUGCCGGAAAUAUUGCCGCGGCAGCGUUGACGCGAGUGAAUGCUGUUUACACUGAACCCUCAUACUUCUUUUACCGGGCAACUGGCAAUCAUGGCUGACGUUGAGAUUGUUGCGGCGACAGCUGUAUGUCUGCUUAGUGUUAUGAAUUACGUAAACGUUUUAAAAAUAAAUUUAAAAAAAAGACGCUAUCGCCAAAGAAGAUGGUGGAUGAAAAAAAUUCAUCAAAAUCGAACGACGUAAGUACUCACAAUAACUUCCUAUAAGUACAUCAAACACUUCGACGAUAUGAAUGAUGAAUAAUCUUACCUACCUACCUAUGUUUUUGUUACAGAAACAGCAUGAAUACUUUUUUUAUGGAGUUGACUUCCGAAGAUGGCGGCGAGUUUUCUAACUUUUGCAGAAUGUCAUCUUCUGAUUUUGAAUUGUUGUUACAAAAAAUUGGACCUAUGAUUGAAAAACAGCAAACCAGACUGCGAAUGCCCAUACCAGCAAAGAUACGUUUGGCAUUAACAUUACGAUAUUUAGCAACGGGGGAUAGUUAUAAAAGUCUCCACUACUUAUUCAAGGUUUCUACACCAGCCAUUUCGCAAAUUAUUCCUGAAGUAUGUCAAGCUAUCAACUCUGUUCUCAAGGACCAAAUUAAGUUACCACAAUCACCAGCGGAAUGGUUAUCUAUAGAAGCGGGAUUUAGGAGGAAAUUUCCUCGAUGUGUCGGAGCUAUAGAUGGGAAACAUAUUGUAAUUAAAUGUCCACCACACAGUGGCUCACAAUAUUACAACUAUAAGCAUACAUAUAGCAUCAUACUAAUGGCUCUCGUUGACAGUGAAUACCGUUUUAUUUUUGCUGAUAUUGGUGGUCAGGGGCGCAUUAGUGAUGGAGGAAUUUUUCAGACCUGUUUACUCAUGCAAAAAAUUAACACAGGCACUAUAAAUUUGCCACCAGACGCGCCCUUACCCGGAAGAGAAAUUGAUGUACCUUAUGUAUUUCUUUGUGAUGGAGCUUUUGCAAUACAUAAACAUAUAAUGAAACCCUUUCCUGGAGAUCAUCAUUUUAACACAAUGGAACGCACUUUUAAUAACAACUUUCAAGUUCUCGUAUCAUUGUAG
Messenger RNA from Trichoplusia ni (cabbage looper), 1168 nucleotides. RefSeq names its product protein ANTAGONIST OF LIKE HETEROCHROMATIN PROTEIN 1-like. NCBI's taxonomy places the organism in Eukaryota, Metazoa, Arthropoda, Insecta, Lepidoptera, Noctuidae. The record is from RefSeq and is a predicted model, not a curated record. The transcript is spliced from 2 exons. The coding region runs from base 401 to 1168 and encodes 255 amino acids.